CGGGACGUAAAUCGGGCGGCGUCGGGGGCGGGAGUGGCUCGUCGUCGUCGACCGGUGAGCUCUUUGACGGUUUCUGUGUGCGUGCGUGUGUAACUUGAUCUCGAUGUGCGUUUCCGGACGGCCCAACGACACACGCCCUCGCCCUCGCCCUCGCGCCCUGUCUCUCUUUGUUCGUCCGUCUCCCCCGCCCCGUGGAGAGUAAAGAAAGCAAGCACUUGACAAGGGCGACUUGGACGUGCCGCGCGUCCCCACCGAAAAGGGUUGAGAAGAAUGCCUAUAAGCAAGUUGCGGGCCGACAAUAUCAAGGCUACGGCGGUGAAUCCAUGCCUCUCCGGCACGAGGUCUGGGCGUGCGCUCGCCGUGUCGGGCAGUGAGAACCUUGCAGGCUUGACGGUGGACGGCGAUUUGUUAGGACGGCUUUCGAAAUCGCUGCCCACGUCGUCGCCAGUGUUGGAGCCGGAGUCUUGCGGCGUCGCCAUAUUGCGGCCGGUCGUGUUGGAUCAGUCCCAGGAGAGCAGCAAGACGGCAACGGAGCAAAGCAUCCUGAUUGGCGGUCCUGUUGACGAGGAAGAGGAUGGGGGGGAUGACGGUCGCGACGUGAUGGAUUGUCGUGGUCGGCCUACGGAGAGGUCGCCGCUUCUCCCGCCUCGAGACCGUCACUGCCCCUUUUCUCCUAAGCCGACGAUUCGCAGGGCCGGCGAAACCGUCAACACCGACACCGACACCAACGAGAAUAACAACGAGAACGAUGCAGAGCCGCCGCCCUAUCUUAACGGUGUGUCCCCCGGGCGUUUCUGGUUCAUCUUCUCUCAGUUGCUGCUGUCGCAGUUCAUCGGGUGCUUCGACGGCACCAUCAUGGCGUCGUCGCACCCGGUCAUCACGUCCUACUUUGGGGCGGCCAACUCGGCGUCGUGGCUGUCGACGGCCUUUCUGCUUACCUCAACGGCCUUCCAGCCGUUGCUAGGCCGCCUGUCCGACGCUGUGGGCCGCAAGCCGCUCUUUCUCGGCUGCCUCGCCAUUUUCGCGCUGGCGACGGCAUGGUGCGCCGCCGCGUGGUCCAUCGAGAGCUUCAUCGUGGCGAGGGCGCUGUGCGGGCUCGGCGCGGGGGGAUCCAUGACGCUAGGGAGCAUCAUCACGAGCGACCUGGUGCCGAUAGAACGGCGCGGCGCGUACCAGUCCAUGAUCAACGUCACAUUUGGUGUCGGCUCCGCGCUGGGGUCCGCGCUGGGCGGUGCCAUGGCCGAGGCACUGGGCUGGCGGUGGGAGUUUGGCGUCCAGAUCCCGCCACUGGUGCUGUGCCUGGGUAUCUCGGCCGUGGCGAUCCCUGCGGAGCUGGGCAUCGUCGAGGAGGAGCGCAAGGGUGUGUGGCGGGCACUGCGCGAGUUCGACACUCGCGGCUCGCUGCUGCUGUCGGCGUCGAUAUCCUUUCUCAUCCUGGGUCUUAACCUCGGAGGCAACGUUCUUGCGUGGUCGCACCCCUUUAUCGUCGCCUCGCUCGCAGUCUUCGCCGUCUGCUUCCCCGUCUUCUUGCUCGUUGAGUCGCGUGUCCGCCGGCCCAUCAUGCCGCUUCACUUGAUCCGCUAUACGCCGCGCUCCAACCUCAUAAUUGCCAACUUUUUCGCUGCCAUGAUCUCCAACUCUAUCGUCUUCAACAUACCCCUCUACUUCCAGGCCGUCCUCCUCACCAUUGCCACAUCAUCGGGCCUACGCCUCGUGCUGCCCUCGCUCGUCGCCUCCAUCGCCGGCACCGGCACCGGUUUCGCAAUCACCUGGACUCGCCGCCUCAAGUGGCCGCUCAUCACGGGCGCGGCCAUGUACCUGGCCGGGACGGCACGCCUGUGCCUCCUCCGCCGCGACCUCAAGCGCGCCGCGUAUUUGCUCGUCCUCGUCCCCUCGUCCCUCGGCCAAGGCUUCCAGUUCCCGGGAACCUUCUUGGCUGUCCUCGCGUGCUCGGCACAGGCUGAUCAGGCCGUCGUCACGAGCACCCUCCUCCUGUGGCGCAGCCUCGGCAUGGUCCUCAGCGUCUCUGCCAGCAGCCUCGUUGUUCAGAACGCCCUCGUGCACCACCUCGGCUUGAACGUCUACGGGCCGGAGAGGGAGUCCGUCAUUGCCCGCGUCAGGGCCUCCGUUGAGGCCAUUGCUACCCUGGAGGAGCCAUACCGGGAGCAGGUCAUUCGCAGCUACGACAAUGCCUUAAGGCUCACGUUCUUCUGUUGUAUCGGGCUGGCUGUUGUUAAUUACUUGCUCCUCGUGCCUGUCAAGCUGCCACGACUUGCAUUUAGAAAGCAUGGGAAAUAGCAGGAUGCAUCGGGUGAUCUCCACGGGGCGCGCACUUGUCGUCAUAGCACAAGUUGGGAUAGCCACGGGCUACGCGUUCAUGACGUUGACAUUUGUGUCUUGCGGAUGCCCAAGUCCCGAGGGGCAUUGUACCCAUUUACCCCCAGAUAUAAAGUACACGCAUGCUUGCAGCCGCCAAGUUUUACGGACGGGCUAGCUCACUGCGAAGAUAGUAAUCCCCAAACCCAUUCAGUG
Molecule: messenger RNA, 2532 nt
Organism: Purpureocillium takamizusanense
Lineage: Eukaryota; Fungi; Ascomycota; Sordariomycetes; Hypocreales; Ophiocordycipitaceae
Product: Beta-aspartyl-peptidase
Exons: 5
Coding region: 271-2298 (675 amino acids)
Biological process (GO): transmembrane transport; basic amino acid transport
Cellular component (GO): fungal-type vacuole membrane
Molecular function (GO): basic amino acid transmembrane transporter activity
Source: RefSeq, a predicted model, not a curated record